AUGAGCAUGAUGAUGAUCUCGUUCCUCGAAGGAACCGAUCUCGCCUGUGUACGUAUACACACGCCCUGUCAGCACAUUCGAAGACGUCGGUAUAUACAUAUCAAUUUAACGCCGACACCCUUCUUGAAUCAGAUAGCGAUGGCUCUAAAGGCUGCAGGGCUGCUGCUGCUCCCACAGAGUCACCGUGAUGUAAAUCCGGCCAUUCGUACCCGACACAAGGGUUCGGUGAUAUUGUUGCCCCAACACGGACAUGUAGAUCAAGCCCGCUCGUCGCGGUAUGAAAGAAGUCGCUCUACUGCCAAUCCGAAACACAAAGAUUCACGGUCGUUCAAAGUGCACAUCCUUCGUCCAGAGCCGCUCAUGUCGGAGCCAAUCGGGCAUGGCAUUAAUGGAGCGCGGCGGCACGACAAGGUUCACUUCAACACGUUCCGGGAGCGCGGAUGUAUAUCAUCAUAUGCGCUCUAUACGGAUGCAAUGACUUUUGUGGACCAAACAGAGGCGCUUCUGCGUUAUCAGUAUUCAGUACUGAGCAUCGGCGGGGGAAUCGAAAGACCUACGUGUCCGCAAUACCUGCGACAACUCACAAUCAGCUCGACGAGUACGGCAUCCGGUACAGCGAUAUCCAUCGAUCAUGAUCAGAGCGGCGCUAAACUGAAUAAACGUGAAAUGUUCCCUCAAAUAUGGCUAGCCAAGGUGAAGAGGGGGCUCUUACGAAAGUAUGAGGACGAUACGCAUAUCUAUCAAGAAGAUAUGGAUACAAUGUAA
Molecule: messenger RNA, 765 nt
Organism: Guyanagaster necrorhizus
Lineage: Eukaryota; Fungi; Basidiomycota; Agaricomycetes; Agaricales; Physalacriaceae
Exons: 6
Coding region: 1-765 (254 amino acids)
Source: RefSeq, a predicted model, not a curated record